AUGUCAGGUGAUAAUUUUGUCACCCUAUGCACCAGUUUAGGGGGUUACGGCUUCCGUUUUCCCGAGCACGUGACUGAAAUGGCAACUCUGACAGGCUCUUUUUCGCGCCCGUUUGCGGCUUUCGCUUCGCUGUUUUGUUGCUCGGAGCAGGUUCAGAGAUCGAGACAUUUGUACCGCUGCUCAAGUGAAUUCUUCGCAAUGGGAAAAUCAGAUGCGAAAAGGACGUCAAAAAGGAAGCGCGGUGGAGACGGAGAAACGGCGGACACGGAACAACACAGUGCGGCUGCGAAUAACGCGCAAGAAACGUCAAAGAAACCGAAGUCGGAAGCCGGCGAGCAAGAUGGAAGCGGAGACGUAAAUAAGAAGCCGUGGAACUUAAAACUGUGCUCUUGGAACGUCAAUGGAGUGCGCGCCUGGCUUGGGAAAGACGGUCUUGAAUACCUAAAGAGGGAGCAACCCGACGUCUUCGCCAUCCAAGAAACCAAGUGCUCCGAUUCGAAGUUGCCUCCGGAAAUCAAGAGCGUCGACGGCUAUCAUUCGUACUUUUUAGCUGGAGACCAAGAGGGUUACUCCGGAGUUGGGCUUAUGUCGAAAAUAAAACCGCUUGACGUCAAGUACGGAAUCGGUGUGGAGAAGCACGACAAGGAAGGAAGAGUGAUAACAGCGGAGUUUGAAAAAUUCUACCUCGUCGCCGUCUACGUUCCAAACGCCGGAAAGAAGUUAGUGCGGCUGGAUUACCGCAUGGACUGGGACAAAGACUUUCGCGCCUAUUUAAAGGAACUAGAGACCAAAAAGCCAGUUGUUCUUUGCGGCGACAUGAACGUCGCGCAUCAAGAGAUCGAUCUCGCCAACCCCAAAACGAACAAAAAGAAUGCUGGCUUUACUCAAGAGGAACGCGACAGCUUUUCAACCCUGCUGGAUAGCGGUUUCGUGGACUCGUUCAGGCACCUCUACCCGGACAAGAAAGGAGCGUACACCUUUUGGACUUACAUGAUGAACGCCAGAGCCAAAAAUGUUGGCUGGAGGCUGGACUACUUCAUCCUGUCCAAUGCUUUAGAAAGCAACAUAAGCGACAGCUUAAUUCACAGCGAGGUGAUGGGGAGUGAUCAUUGCCCUGUUGUUCUAUUGCUGAACGUUUGAGGCCAGCUUCAAGUCAAACCAAGUUCCUGCAAACAUUGUUCUCUGUUCUGUUCUCAUUUUUCAAUUCUGCAGCC
Messenger RNA from Dermacentor silvarum, 1214 nucleotides. Its product is annotated as exodeoxyribonuclease-like. Gene Ontology annotation, molecular function: DNA-(apurinic or apyrimidinic site) endonuclease activity; double-stranded DNA 3'-5' DNA exonuclease activity; DNA binding. NCBI's taxonomy places the organism in Eukaryota, Metazoa, Arthropoda, Arachnida, Ixodida, Ixodidae. Bases 1 to 1140 code for a protein of 379 amino acids. The record is from RefSeq and is a predicted model, not a curated record. Gene Ontology annotation, cellular component: nucleus. Gene Ontology annotation, biological process: base-excision repair. The transcript has a single exon.